This is a messenger RNA of Diorhabda carinulata, 3517 nucleotides long. RefSeq lists its product as uncharacterized. The record is from RefSeq and is a predicted model, not a curated record. The transcript has 2 exons. Lineage: Eukaryota; Metazoa; Arthropoda; Insecta; Coleoptera; Chrysomelidae. Bases 45 to 1310 code for a protein of 421 amino acids.
UUUAAAGAUGUUUUCAUUUCAGUUUCAAUUGUUUUAUCCUCGAAAUGGAACCAGAAAAAAUAAAAAACUUAGACGAGUUGAUUAAAAAAUACCACGGUGAAGAUGUGCAAAUUGUGGAUAAAAAGAUAACGAAUUUAACAGCCCCCGGUGAAAAUUACCUCAGUGAUAUAUUUAAACUCGACGUUACUAUAAAAAAUAAAAAUGGUAAUGAAAGUAUCGAGCACUACGUUGCCAAAUCAGUUUUGAUAAAACCCGAGAUGUCAACAGAAAUCAGUGUUGAAAUUUUUAAAAACGAAAUAUUAUUUUACACGACGGUUAUUCCUACGAUACGACAAUUUGCUAAAGAACAUGGACUCCAAGACAAGGACGUUUUCCCAGAAUUGAUUGCGGCUAGAUUGAAUUUAGAUCAUACAGAUAAACCUGAUGAGAAUGCUGUUCUGAUUCUGGAAAAUUUGGUGGAAAAAGGAUACACCAAUACUGAUAGACACAAAAGCUUCGAUCUAGAUGGCGUUAAAUUGAUAUUGUCAGAUCUCGCUGUUUUUCACGCUAUACCUUUGGCUAUGAAAAUUCAGAAUCCGAAAUUGUUUGAGGAGAAUAUCAUUAAAAAUUGCGGUUUACCACCUCCUCCUGGGAAACGUGAUGAUGAAAUGAAUCCAUCAUCACAAUCUCAACCUCCAAAAAAUGAUAAAAUGAAACCCCCAAAUCUAUUGCCUCUUUUUAUAGAGGUAGCCAAAGAAGAUAUUUUUUGUAGAAAUUACAUUGAUAAAUUGGAGAAAUUCAUGGCAGAUAUGGAAAAGAAAAUGCACGAAAAAUUCCGUACUAAACCCGAUUAUAGCUCGCCUUUUGUAACUUUAUGUCAUAAUGACAUGUGGGUAAAUAAUACAAUGCAACUUUCCGAACAAGGAAAGUUCGUGAAAAAUAAGUUUGUAGAUUUCCAAAUGUGUAACGUGAAUGAACUAUUUUCGGAUUUAAUAUUUUUCCUUUUCAGUAGUGUGGAUUUAAUCACCCUUGAAAACCAUUUAGAUUAUUUGAUAAUGUUUUAUCACGAAUGCUUCAUUAAAAUUUUGGAAAAGUGCAAAUGCGACGUCGCUCCUUACGCUUAUAACAAAUUUAUGCUAAAACUUAACGAAGCCAUCCCGUCGUCUUUCUUACAAAUAAUGAUAAUGAAUUUUACGGUUAUUUAUGCAAAGAAGGGAGAAGUCGGAGGCCCUUUCGGAAAGAAAGAAUUCACAUCUAGUGAAUCACAUCCAAUAGCUAAGAAGAAAUUUUUAUUUUUGUUUAGAAAAAUGAUUGAAAACGAAUGGAUUUAAACCAUAAUUUUUUCAAAGCAAUGCAACUUCGUUUUUCAAAUUACACCAAUUUAAUAAAAGCACAAAAAUUUGUAAUAAAUUUUUAUAUGAAUAGGUUUCAAAAACAAAGUAUAAUCUUUCAUUUGACCCGUCGCAAAUUGAAGCCAACCCAUGCUUAGCCAAAUUCCCAUCUGCCACUAUGCAAGAUUGCCAUUCACCAACAUCUUCUUCUCGAUUUAGAAUCCGAAUCUGUUCGUUCUGUAUUAAUUUACAUACCGAAAGUUGCGUUUUGAGUGUUCCAAUUCAAUGUUGACAGUUGACAGUUUCACUUUGAUGAUUUUGCAUAACCUCAAAUUUUUAAUUUACUGAAAUUAUUUGUUUUAUCCCAAGUUUUGUCUAAAUUAAUGAAUAACAAUGAAUGAUUAUGAAAAAGAUCAGCGAUGAAAAGUUAGUCGAAUCCACGCCACCUGAUCUUACAGAAAAAAGCAAUGCGGCCGGUUAAAUCUCGUGCAAGGUACGAAAAACAGUACGAGCUCUUUAUAAAGUGGCGAAAAAUGCGAAAAACCCAAUGGAAAACGUAGUGCUCGCUUAUUUUACAGAAAAAUCUGGAAAAGGUCUACUUUAUGGUCUAAAUUAUCGAUGAUUAAAAGUACUCUCGCAAUAAAACAAGAUGUUCACAUCAACAAAUAUCCAAAACUCGUCUGUUGCUCGUCUCGCAAUUUUCAGACUCGUCCAACAAAGUAGUACUUCCAGUCCUUGACAUGCAAAUAACUAUUUCCAUUGUACAAAAUAAGAAAUAUUAAUCAACAUAAAAUAAAAAUUCAAAACAAAAUAUUCACACAGACCCACGAAACUGGAAUCAAUUUGCGGCGGACCUCAAAGGCGUUCUGCACGUUGAAAAUCGAUCACCCAGCCGAGGUGACCUUAAUCGAAUUGACGUAAAAAUGGACAGUGCAGAAACCGGUUGACCGACUAAUAUUAGGUUGGAUGGUAAAUGACCUUGGUCGUGAGCGCAUCCCUCCUGAUAAGCUGCGUCACUCUACGAAUUGAGUCAACUACUCAACCGUGUAGAACGAAGCAAACAAACAAACGGUCACCUCAGUUAGGUGGUCGAUUCCCACAGUGUAGAACGCCUUUUACACUGUACCACAUCAACGUUAUGUUUUUUUUUUCCUUAUUUUAUUUAAAAUUUCCCUCACUUCCCCAUUACGAGAAUAUCAAUAUUAUGAACGGUUUUUCUUAAUUAACAUCAACUGCUUCCAAUUUAGUCCUUUCAUAAAAUUUAUAGAAUUGUGUUAUGAAGUUUUAUGAUACUGAAAUGAAUGUUUUAAUGAUUUUUUACAUAUUUUUAUGAAGUUUCAUUUUCCUUCUUGUUGAAUGUUUUUCCUGAGGUAAAGACAUCUACACAUGCAGGUGUUCUGCUAAUUGCAUAUAACAUUUUCAUAAAACUUCUUGAUUGUCUUGACCACGGUCUUAAAGAACUUUUCGGAAACUAUAACUAAUGUUCAGGUGGAUCACCACUCAGUUUAUAGCUGAUCUUAACUCAAACGUGAUUUAGAUCACAAUCAUCGAACGUCGCGUUGAAUUGUCGGUGGAAGUUUCAAAUUUGAGACAUGAUCUUCAAUAAUUUAUGAUUCUUAUUACUUUUUUAUGCGUUUUACCCCCUCAUAUGGAUUUUGCACCAAAGUUUGAUACUAGUUAGCUAUUUUUAUGCUAAAAUGACAAAUGAAAUAACCAGUCAGUUGAUCGCAUUUACCCACUGGUCCACCAGGGUAGAAAGGAUCAUAUGACUACGACCAAAUCAAAUUGAUCAGUUUCCGAACAACAAAGAACCCGAUCCGGAUUAGUUUCCGAACAAUCAGAUCAUGAUCAUAGUUUCCGAAAAGUCCUAUAGAGGACAUAACGAUAUAGCGAGGGUGGGUCAUUUCAAGGACUCUUAGUUAUCUCACUCUGUGACUUCCACGAAAUAUAAUAAAUAUGAAAAACACGAAAUAACUUAAUUGGUGAUACUGUAUAACGCAGUCGUCGAUUUCAGGUUGUAUAUUUUAUGUCAAAAUUUUAUCCUAACUCUACCACGUCCAUCCCUAGAUAACAGCAUCGCGUCACGGCUAUUUCAAACACUUGAGAGCCACGUCGCUCUGUAAAAAUUACUCUCAGCUGCACAAUAUACUGAGGAAGCAUUUUGUUUUAUGUAUUUUCUGGAAUAAUAAAAAGUUAUGCAAAUAUAA